CAGUCUGGGAGUCUAAGGACUGGAAUGUGCUCUGCAGAUCAAUCCAAGCACAAGCUAAAUAACUUUAACAAAAUAGUCUAAACACAGCUGAAGUACAAGGACAUAGGCAGGGCAAAAAGCAGCAGUCCUAGCCUGAGCCAUUUUAACUUUGAUCUUGACUGAAGUGCGAUAUGGAGGGAUUAUGCUUGUUUGCCAUUCUACUCACAGACCCUUGAUCACAUCUAAUGCCGAGACUGAAGGAAUCGCGGUCCCACGAGUCUUUGCUCAGCCCCAGUAGUGCUGUUGAGGCUCUCGAUCUCAGCAUGGAGGAAGAGGUCAUCAUCAAACCUGUGCACAGCAGUAUUCUGGGUCAGGACUAUUGCUUUGAGGUGACUACUUCAUCAGGAAGUAAGUGCUUUUCAUGUCGUUCUGCAGCAGAACGAGAUAAAUGGAUGGAGAAUUUACGGCGUGCUGUGCACCCAAAUAAGGACAACAGUAGACGGGUUGAGAAUAUGUUGAAACUAUGGAUUAUUGAAGCCAAGGAUGUACCUGCCAAGAAGAAAUACUUCUGUGAGCUAUGCCUAGAUGACACACUUUAUGCACGCACUACAUGUAAACUCAAAACGGACAAUGUGUUUUGGGGAGAACACUUUGAGUUCAAUAAUUUGCCUGCACUUAAAAACAUUACGAUACACCUAUACAAAGAAACUGAUAAAAAGAAGAAGAAAGAUAAGAACAAUUAUAUUGGACUGGUGAACAUUCCCAUGGCUGCUGUGACUGGAAGGCAGUUUGUUGAAAAAUGGUACCCUGUAAGCACACCUAACCCCAGCAAAGGCAAGUCGUCAGGGCCAAUGAUCCGCAUCAAGUCCCGUUAUCAGAGUAUGAGUAUUCUUCCCAUGGAGAUGUACAAGGAGUUUGCAGAAUAUGUCACUAAUAAUUACAUGGCACUUUGUUCAGUUCUGGAGCCAUUACUGAGUGUGAAGAAUAAGGAAGAAAUGGCCUCUGCCUUGGUACACAUCUUGCAGAGCACUGGAAAGGCUAAGGAUUUCCUAACGGAUUUGAUGAUGUCUGAAGUAGAUCGUUGUGGUGAAAAUGAGCAUCUUAUAUUCAGAGAAAAUACAUUGGCUACUAAAGCGAUUGAGGAAUACCUGAAGCUGGUUGGUCAGAAGUACUUGCAGGAUGCUUUAGGAGAGUUUAUUAAGGCACUAUACGAAUCUGAUGAAAAUUGUGAAGUGGACCCCAGCAAAUGUUCUUUAGCAGACCUUCCUGAACACCAAAGUAACCUGAAGAUGUGCUGUGAGCUAGCCUUCUGCAAAAUUAUUAACUCAUACUGUGUUUUUCCACGAGAAUUGAAAGAGGUUUUUGCUUCCUGGAGGCAGGAAUGUAGUAACCGUGGGCGCCCUGAUAUUAGUGAGAGACUAAUCAGUGCUUCACUAUUCCUUCGUUUCCUCUGUCCAGCAAUUAUGUCCCCUUCCCUUUUUAGCCUACUCCAGGAGUACCCUGAUGAUCGAACUGCACGCACUUUGACUCUUAUUGCAAAGGUCACACAAAAUUUGGCAAAUUUUGCAAAGUUUGGUAGCAAAGAAGAAUAUAUGUCAUUUAUGAAUCUGUUUCUAGAACAUGAAUGGACCAACAUGCAGCGGUUCCUUUUAGAGAUUUCAAACCCAGAGACCCUUGCAAACACUGCUGGAUUUGAAGGAUACAUUGACUUGGGCAGAGAGUUAUCUACACUGCACUCUCUGCUGUGGGAGGUCCUUCCACAAUUAGACCAGGGUACCUUAAGUAAAGUUGGACCUCUGCCACGCAUUCUAAGGGAUAUGAAUACUGUAGUAAGCAAUCCAGCAAGUGUCCAAGUCUCUGUCACGUCUGACCAAACUGCUUCAACUCCAAAUGCCAGCAACAGUAGUAGCAUCUCUGCCGGGCUGCAGAAAAUGGUGAUAGAAGGUGACUUGACUGGUUUAAUAGAUUUCACACGAUUACCUUCUCCCACCCCUGAAAAUAAGGACUUGUUUUUUGUUACAAGAUCUUCUGGGGUGCAGCCAUCACCAGCCCGAAGCUCAAGUUAUUCGGAGGCGAAUGAACCUGAUGUGCAAAUAUCUAAUGGCAGCAAAAGUUUGUCAAUGGUAGAUCUGCAAGACAAUCGUAGCUUGGACAGUGGACCAAACACAUCGGUAGUUACAGAUCCUCUAAAUGACAGCCAGUCAUCCAUUGGACAGUUUCAAGGGGGUUGGACAACACGGACACAGCAGACUAAUACCACAGGACUAGCCACAGUUCGUAGGGCACCUCAGACUCCUACAACACCCAGUGCUGAGAAUGCUCCUGGUAGGCCACAACUUUUAGCACCUUUGUCUUUCCAAAAUCCAGUAUACCAGAUGGCAGCAGGGCUGCCAGUAUCACCACGUGGUCUGGGAGACUCGGGUUCUGAGUGUCAGAGUUCCCUCAGCUCACACAGUAACAGUGAUGAGCUAACAACAAACAAACAGGGUUUUCUGAAUCAGGGAAGCAGUGAUGACUUUGCAAGACGUUCUGGGGAAUAUACAAGAAGGCAGCAUUCAUUGACUGACAAAGCAGCACAACCCACCAUGCCACGGCAAAACAGUGCUGGACCACAAAGACGGAUAGAUCAGCCACCCCCACCCCCACCGCCACCACCACCUCCACCAGUAACUAGAGGUAGAACACCGCCAACACUUUUUAACACUUGCCAGUAUCCACGACCUUCUAGUGGGACCAUGAUGCAGUCAACAACAGACUGGCCAGGAUGUGGUACACGAUUAAGGCAGCAGUCUUCUUCAUCAAAGGGUGAUAGUCCAGAAAUGAAACAGAGAACCAUGCAUAAACAAGCUCCUUCCCCUGUGAAUCCGAAUGCCUUGGACCGCACUGCAGCCUGGCUGUUGAACAUGAAUAUGCAGUACGUAGAGGAUGAAGGCACUGACCCAGAUUCUAAACACAGGGAUAAGCUAAGAAAUAGGGAUGAGCUCAGCCAAUCAGAAAAGUACCAGCAGGAAAUAGCAAUGCUACAGGAAAAACUACGUAUCUCAGCCAGGAAACUGGAAGAAUCUGAGAAUCGUAUGAAGAACCAGGAUGAGCAGACUCAGAAAAUGAUGUUGGAGUACCAGGCCAGGCUGGAAGAGAGUGAAGAGCGACUCCGCAGACAGCAGGAAGACAAGGAGAUCCAGAUGAAGGGAAUCAUUAGCAGGUUGAUGUCUGUUGAAGAAGAACUGAAGAAAGAUCAUUCAGAAAUGCAAGCAGCUGUUGAUGCUAAACAAAAAAUCAUUGAUGCUCAGGAGAAACGAAUUGCCUCACUGGAUGCAGCAAAUGCACGAUUAAUGAGUGCACUUACUCAGCUGAAAGAAAGGUACAGCAUACAAACCCGCAAUGGCAUCUCUCCCACAAACCCAACAAAAUUACAAAUUACAGAAAAUGGUGAAUUUAGAAACAGCAGCAAUUGUUGAUGCAUGAAACAAGCACACAAAAAAUCUGCUUGUCUAAUGGAAGAUUUAAAGCUGGACAACUGCUAGCAUACCUCACACAAUUAGGCAAAGCACACUGGAAAAAUAACAAAAACCAGUUCAUUUUGAAAGACCAGCAAAUUAUGACCACUGUACUACUGAAAAAUAAAGGAUUGACAUUACACAGUGACACAACUGUGCAAGAAUCAAUUUCAUUCAUAGUUCCUGAGAAGUAUGACUGGAUUUCAGUAUUCUACAGCACUAGUCAACCUCUCAGAUCAAAUAACACCCCAUAGAUUAUUAAAGGGUGUUUAUACUGCUCCAAGGAGGAGUUUUGACCAGUUUAUGAACAUAUGCAGAAAGUUUCCUAAAGCUAUGUAACAACAGAUACAGGCCACAAAUUAGGCUGGUAUGCCUCAUUAAGAUACCACUCAUUUUUGUAUUAUAGUUUCCCUUGAAUCAUCUAUUUUAUUUCACAGUAGCAGAAGAAACUGCAAUCUGUGUCAGGAGUACUGAGUAUAUUGUCAUUUCAGGUGUGUGCUAGCCAGUUCAUCAGGCCUGAUGGAGCGGCUAGUGUGCAUUAUACUUUGCCUGCAGUGUGCAUUGCAAGUCUUUGCAUACACUCUCAACCAUCUUGGAACUUUUUUGAAAUAUAUUAUAGAAGAUUUAUGCAAGAGAGCAAGAAUUUAGUAAAAUCUGAAAGACUGACUAAUGUAUGGUUGCAAAUGUGAAACUGUUAUUAUAUUGCAGUACUGAGGUGGCCAUAUGAGAAGAAAAAGUACUGCGCCAAAUGAGACCCAAAAAUAUAACUCCUGCACCACUUUAAAAGUUUACUUAUGCUGUUUUAUUUUUUGUUGUAGAUCAGCUCAUUGAUUUAGCCACUGUUAUACCAUUUGCUAUUAGUAUUUUCUGAUUCCCAUUGUUUACAAAAUACUGAUUUUGAUAGCUUUCCUUUUAACUAUAAAAUGUUACUGACUUUUUGCAUUUGUCUGCAUUUGUGUUCCCAAAUGAAAUAUUUGUUAUAAGGUACAUAUUUCUUUUUUGUGUUAUUUGAUUGCCUGCACAGAAUCAUCUUUGGGCAACAUAGUGGAAACCUUUGGUUGUAUAUUAAAAUGGUUUGUAAAGAAGAUUUAUUUAAAUAAAAAAUGUACAAAUAGACAGAAGCAGGCAGGGAGGGUGUGCUACAUGUUAACAGAUUGUCAGUCAAAGGACGUGCAAUGUUUACAAUGAAUGUUGCUCUUGCAAGCUUUGUUUUGAAGUGAAGACCACAUCUCUAUAUUUAACAGUGCUGCUGACACUUUUGUCUUCUAACAUUACAGCACCUCUGUUAAAAAUAGGCUUUUAACAAGGCCAUCCAGAGAACUGUCUGAAAGAAAGGUUGUUGAUAGCAAAUUUCUUCCAUAUUUGAAAAUUGCAGCAAAAAUUUUAACUAGUAUUGGACUUUUCCCCUUGGAUGAAAGUAAAAAAAUUAAUCUUGUCAGGGUUUUGAUUUAUACAUAGUAUGUACUGAAAAAUUCCAAUGUUUUCUGGACAGUUAAAAAUAUGAUUUUGUUGUCAUAUGCAGUGCUAAACACAUCAGACUGUCAGAGGUACCCUUGAAGCUAGACAGGGAUGCUAUAUAGUGUAAAUAUGUAAGUAAAGUGUUUUCUCAGGAUGUAGUACUAAAUGGUAGCAUCUGGAGAGUUAAAUGCCAAAAUGCAUUUUGUACAAGUCUGUUUGUAUUUAUUUGGGCCAUUGUUUUAAAUAAAAUACUUCAUAAACUUUUUAAUUAAAACCAUGGCUCAAAUACAUUUAGCCUUUCUGUGGGUGAAGUAAGAUGGAUGUCCAUAGAUUUUAAUGGACACUUCUCUGUGCAUGUGCAACGUGCAUUCAUUAUAGUUUAUGGACACCUCUCACAUUUUCUACUCAGUUGAUGUCACUUAGGUUAAAGAUCAACAUUCAAAGCUAAGUGUCAUCUUAAUGGGGAAAACAUAUUUUGCAAAGGCCUAAUUUUUUUUAAAGCCUGAAAACAUUCGCCAAUAGAACGAACAUCCAGAUUAUCAUUUUAUGUACCAUGUAUGAUGGUGUAAAAGGCAAUUCACAAAAGUGUGGCAUAAUACUUUAAGUACAUCCUGAAGGUAAAUAUCCACUCUGUGGUUGAUGUACAUUUUAAACAAGCAACAUCUGACAUCAUUCAAGAAGUCUAGUUGUUUACCAAAUAAAAACUGCUACAAGGGGCUGUAACAUGCCAGUCUCAAGUAAAAUAACCACAGGGACAAAAACUACCCUUUCCACAUCCAUAUUUUAUUUAAUUAAAAAAUGCACAAAUAAACUCACUAUUAAGUGAGUUUGUCCUUUAUAUGAAACAAGACUUCUUCAUGGUCUUCAGUGAGUUGGUAUAUUUUUUAAUAAAUUAAAUGUGGAUUGGGCUAGAUUUUGCCUCUGUGUUUAGUUUACCUGAGAGUGGUGUGCUACAGUCCCCUGGAGUGUUUUUUAUUUGGUUAUUAGUGUUUGAAAGUUAAACGCAAUGUAAGUGGUUCCUAUUUAAGUCUGGCUGUUUAGCAAUAGCUCAGUCCCCUUGAAGUAUAGAUGAACAAAAGUAAAGGACAAAAAAUAUAGUCAGAGCAUAGAGAUAUUAAUACUUUCCAUCUGGAUGGCCUGAAAGUCCACAGAUGAAAUCUUCCACUCUCUUAUUACAGGCAUGCACUGCUAAAGAGCGACUGCAUCAGGAAGCCAUUAAUUAUGUGAUAUAAUAGUAUGCAAGACAAGGGGAUGCAAAAAUGGGGAUGACCAUUUGACUUAUUAGGCUACUAGCCCUGGUUAUUGAAGAGAAAGGGUCUUAUGAAAAUCCAUAGUACAGUUGCUGCGACAUAAGUUUCCACCUGUUAACAUCAAUACUGUGUCUUUUUGACAGUGUAGAUGCAUAUGUACUCAAAACAAUGCAGAGUUGUUCUGAAGAAUUCAAAUAACAUUUAAACAUUUUUGAAGGGGCAAUAUGACAACAAAUAUAUAUAGUAAGUUGAUAGGUAUGUUGUUUUUAUUAACAUAUGCCCUGUCAUUGUACGUGUCAUAUAUGAAUCAGAAUGAUUUAUGUGCAGAACUCAUAAUGCUGCAGUUUGUACUGCAUAUAACAUAUUUAUUUAGAGUUCUAAAGUAAUAAGAUGUACACCAAGGGAAUGUAAAAAAAAAAUCUACAUCGAUUUUCAAAGAGACAGACUUGCGCAUAUGAGAAAUCCUGAUAAGUUUUUAAGUAUUUUUUGUAGAUGUUCAUAUUUUCCCUACACUCACCAAAUCUUUUUGAAAAUGUCUUUAUUAUUAAGAGUUUUCUAAAAGCACACCAGUAAUAUAUUAGACAAUUCAUUAUGCUGGUAAAAUGUCUAUCUAUAAAAGUUGAGGCAUUAUCCUUUUGCACAUUUUACUUUUUCAAGCUGUACACAGGAUAACUUGCACUCUGUUGGGAGAAGACUCUGUUCAAAGACUUUAUUACAGGGUAGUACAGAUGGCUGAGCAUUGUCUGUUUCUUAUUAUGUGUUGGUCAGCAUCUCCUGCAGUGUCACGGUAUGGUUAAUAACGUAUACUGCAUUACUGCCGUGAUAUGAACUCCUUUAGCCACUUUUGCGUUUGUCAUCCCUUUAGGCCAACUACUUUAGUCAGUGUUUAGUUUUAGCAACACCAUCCUAUAUUGUACUCUGCUCCUGCAUGCCAUGGAUUCCCUUGUAUAUGUCUGAUAACCAUUUUCACCCCAUUCUGUAAGAAAUGAGGUACAGCUUCAUCCUUGUACCCUUAUCUGACCUUUGUUUCCACUGACAUCAUUCUGAAAAUCUCUCCCACUUCAGCUGCGAUAGUAGUAGUAACAGUUCUUCACAUAUGCCAUAUCUCUAAUGAGAUGCAGCAGAGUCUGUUAGAGUGGUCAGUAUUGAUGCAUAACUCUUUGAUACAUGCACUGUAAUGUGCGUAUACAAACACAUCAGUGCCCUGUAACCUUCAUCUCGCAUCACAUGAGUAAGAAGAGCUCAGACCACCAGUUUACACCAUUAGAAACAGUCUGUGGGCAGUUGUAUAAAUACUUAACAAAACAAGAUCGGUUUGAAAAACUGUAUUUUUUGAUUGUAAAGUUAAAAAAAAUAAUAAUAAAGUUUAAAUCUGAAAUGAAAAUGGAAUAAGCAGCAGAUCUGCCCCCCCCCCCCAAAAAAAAAAUCAUUGGAAGUGGACUUUUAAAUUCACAAAACAUACAGUGUGGGAUUCUGCAUUAGCAUGUUUUGUCACAGAUUUGACUAUGGGCCUGAUAUAAAAGUGUCAGCUCUGGUGCAAUAUGAAAUGUCGAUGGUAUGCACUAACUUUAUAACAAAAACUGUUGUAAUUCUGUCUGGUGACAGAUUUUGUUUUAUACUUGCAGCAUAUGCCUGGUUCAACCAGCUGGAAGACACUUGUCUAGUGAAUGGCCAUAGUAUACCUCCAGUCAUCACAUAUGUAGCACCACCUCCAAGACUACUGACUAUCUGUAGUAAGCCAUGUUAGUUAUAAGCCUGCACUGUGGCACAGUGCAUAUGCUGGCUCUAUAUGUCAGAGUAAUAUUUCUGCACCGCAUAUCCAUGUGGUAUUGUUCUGUAUUUCAGUGAUAAGUCUGUGGCAUCUAGGUUGUUGAUAUCAUUCACAAACUGGUUAGCACACAGCAAAGUCUGUAAGUUGAUUUCAAAGAUAGUGUGCCAUCUUACUGUGUAACCUGGAAACUUUACAAAUUACACAAGUCCUGGUUUGCUUUUCCUGAAUUUUAAAAUUGGAAAGCUUGAAUUUCCAGGUCACAUAGGUUCAUUGUUCUAAAAAUGUGCUUGUCUUGCUAGCCCAAAUAACUGAUUUUUUUAUAUUUUAAAAUACUUUUUUGUUAAUAUAUACUAUUACAGCUGUAUCCAUAGGAUUACAGUGAUGCCAUGAAGUAAGCAUUGGGACUUCAGGUGUUUGCUUAGAAAAUAAGUGUGGGGAUAGACUUACUAGUGGAAAGUGUCAAAAGCUAUUAACAUUAACUUUGUUGACAAAAAUGCAGAUAUGAAGUUGUCAUACAUGCUCAUAACAUGCAUUUGGCAGCCUGUGCAUUGUUGCUGUAGUUGGAGAACUGACCAAAUCUCUUUUUUGUUAAUAUUGUGUACUGCAUAAAAAAGGUUAUUCUCAGCAGUUACAUUUUAAACAUAUCUGGGGUAUAUUUUAUUUUAUUCUAUUUCAUUUUAAAAUGCUGCAGACAUUUAAUAUCUAAUUGAGUUAGCAACUUCAUGAAAGUAAUCGUAGAGCUUUCUUCAUGGGGACUUGUGUAGCAGCAUAAUGGUAUAGUUUCCUCUCACCAGUGUCAGUCACUACAGGGAUUUGUUUCAAGCAGCCAGUAGUCCCCCUGAAUGAGGGCUUAUUGUACUGCUGCUCAUCUGCAUUCCAUUAUACUUGCCCCAAGUAAAAGCACUACUAUUAUCCCAUCUGUUAUUGUCAUCACUUUGAAACCAUUAGUCAUUUGAUCAUAUUUUCCAUUUGAAAUAGUUUUGUCAGUUGCUUUUACCUAGUUUUCAGUAGUAAGUGAGAACAUGUAUUACUUUUUCUUAAACAAAUAUAGCAGACAUAGUAAUGUUAUUUGUAGAAUUCUCAGAGGGUAAUGUCAUUCUCAUGUAAGCUGGUGAAUAGAAUGGUCUGUGGGAGACAGCUAGGCCCUAAUGACUUCCAUUUACUGCAUGUUUACUUUUUGGGCUGUGUAAGGUACUCCUAAUUGUGAGCACUACUAAUUUAAGAAGACUUAUAAGGUCAGGAGACUUAUGUCUUGAAAGAUUUUCUUGUCACUGUUAAACAAUCACCAUUGUGGCAGUUUCAUGUCUGAGUUUGAAUAUACAAGUACAAUGAAAAGGGUAGCCCAGGAAAAAUGAUAGUGUACAGUUUUAAUAAAACUUCUCCAGGUUUUACCUGGCUACAGAUCAAUCUAUUCUAUCCUCAACAGUCAGACCAUUACAAAUGAUGCAAACACUAGUUCAAGUCCAGGCAAGAACAUUAGAUUAGCCAGUUUAAGGAGGAGUACUUCAUAGCCAUCAAAAAGGUAGGGCAGGCACAAUGUAAUCUAGAUCUGUGUUGCUCUUCAAAUUAAGGUUUACCAACAUUUAUACCAAUCUUUUAUGCUGUCUUCAAGAUCAGCAACAGGUUAUUCCUUUUUUAAGAGAAGGAAAAUAUCACCUUCAGAUUGCCUUCCCAUUUGUGUUCAUUGAUGGGGGAUAACUUUAUAUGAAACAGAGUCUGCUUUUGACAUGGACAUUUAUUUAUCAGUCUUUGCCAUUUAAUUUACUAAUUCCAAGGGAGUUUCAUUUGGAAAGUAAUAAAUUAAUAACUUGAGAUAGGAGUUAUUGGUCAGUGGUCAAAGAACAAUUCAACCCCCCCCCAAAAAAAAACACAAUAAAUAACUGUGAAUACAUUAAUGUAAGCCUCAGAAUAUUCCUCCCUUGCUUGACUCUUUGAAGGACUUAAUGGAACUGGUGGGCAAAUUUUCAGAUGCUUAGUCUUCUGCCCCCGACAAACAGAUCAGUUAUCUACAGCUCCUGACCGGCAAACUUUUUAAUGGAAUUAGGAGGCACACUUGGCUACUCUUUUCCUUUUCUUGUACCUAGUAUUCAGAAGAAAAGAGCACAAUUUUAGCACAACAUCUCCAUGCAAAAUGGUGAGCAUUUCUUCCAGCUUAGCUUUUAAGGCUGCUAGCUACCUAAUACAUAUGGUUCACUUUAAGAGUUCUGUUUAAGGACUGGUGCAAUAUGUUAAGCUGGUAUUACCUGUUACAAACAUUAGAGAUAUGCUGCCUGCCACUUCAGAUAGGAUAGGCCGUCAGGUAACAAAUUGUGCCUAUCAUGCAAUGGAUGCCUCACUAAACUAAGAUGUGAUGUACAACUUAAAGAAGAAGAAGACAUACUUGAAUCAGUAUUUGGUCAUACUGAGCAGAUGUUAAGGCUGAGGUUCCGGCUAUCCCCAUUACUGCUGAGACCUUGCUUUGGCAUUUGACCAUAGAGAAACAAUGGAUAGCCAAUGUUUAUUAAUUUGUACUUGGAUCACCCUAUUUAUAUCAUUCAGGAUCACAGGGGGGAUAGGAUCACAGGGGAGUCAGUGACUGUCAUAAAAGUUACUGGGCACAAGACAAACAAAUGCAAGACAGGCUGUAUGAAAUUUAAUAAACUAUUAAGUGUAUACAGUAACAAACUUGUCUAUUUACUGUAAAUAUUAUAUCUUUUUUUUAAUAUGUGACCCUGGUAAUGGUUAGAAAAUAUCAGUUGUGGUAGUGCAACCCCACUGACAAAUUAGUAAAGGAGGCGAUAAAUAUACAAAUAAAUAAAUUAAUAAACUAACUGAAUUAGAAAAGGAUAAACAAUGACAGCAGUGAAACAGAUAUUUCCUACUUAUAGUGUCAGUUUUCCAUGAUCUUCUGUUUCCAGAAGCCUCUUUUUUACAAAGCAGUAAGGUACUCAGCAGCCAGACUAGUACAGGAAACAAGUAAACAGAACUCUUCCCAAGAAAAAAAAAUUUAAUUCCUUCCAACUUGGAACUCUGAACUUUUAUGCUUUGUUUCUACCUAUAGAUCUAAUGUAUACUAUACAAGGAUAAUUUUUAUUACCCCCCCCCCAAGGGAUAACUACAGAUUAGUUCAGAGAGUAACUCAGUUUUCUCAAAACUUUUCAUAGGACCUAGCUCAUCUAAUAUCUAACUUCAACAGUUGGAGCUAUCCUUGCAGUCACUAUAAAGUAGGUAAAACAAUGGCUGUCAAGUCAGAAACAGGGUAAUGUUUUUCUUUUUUGUUGUCAAGGUUUAAAAAUGGGACAAUUAUUAAAAUCAUUGUUGGAUCUGUGAGUAAAGUUGUUUUAGUAGACUAGCUCUGUAUGUUGACCCUAAAGAAUGUGCUUCUUUAAAAAAACGGUUUCAAAAAGGGCAAUUAAUGAAGGCCAUUUUGUAUCUGUGAGCAAGUAUCACUCUGUAUCUUGAUCCCAAAGAAUUUUCUUCUUUCAGUAAGUCAGAGUUUCUAAAUACAAUUUUGAAUAUGCAACAUGUAUGCCUCUGUACCCAGUUUACCCUUACCACAGGAAAUCUCUGAAGUUCUAGGUUGGGAAAUUUGUUUCAAGUUCUCACUGCCAACUUUAUUCCCUCUACAGAUUCAAAGUGCCUGGUCCCCUAUUACCCGAGUAUUCCAUGCAGUCAUACUUUCCCUUACUAAGAUGACUGACAUAGCUUAAUCUAGUCUCUUGUCCAAAGGAACUGUCUCCUUGCAACUAUAAAGCAAUUGUUUUAGUAGUUUUUAUCCCUAUGGGUUACACUAAAUCUGGAAAUGUUCUUCAACAUUUAAUUCAUAAUAUCAAGUCACAAUCCAGUUAGCAUCACAAUAUUUUUCCUCAGUAGAAAGUAGAUGACAUUUCUGCAACUCCCUAUUGUAAGUUCCACUGCAGUUCCUGAUAUAGGGGGAAGCCCCAUAUCCCCAAACUUAUGCACAACAACAGUGAGAGUGCUAUACAUCAUAGAAAAGGGAAUAUUCAUACAACUGGCAAUCUCAGACUUAGAAUAUCUAAGUCUGGAAUUUUGACCAUUCUGUCUCCACAUUACAGGACUUGGCAUUCCAAGUCCCAGUAUUUGAAAUGGUUCCCAGUUUCUUUAUUAUGGACUAUAUAAUGAGAUUUUCUGUAGCACCAGUGAGGUGGUACAUCAGUGCAUUUUUGCUCAUGUAGUCAAGCACUCUGAUGGUACUAGUGCAAGGUUCUACAACAGAAAGGCAUAGUAACUCCUAAAAAGACCUCCAGAGCUGUUCUGUUAAUGUCAAUUAACUGUAAAUAUAUUUUUGUGGUUAUUGUGACAUCCCUGCUCUGGACCAGUGAUCAAUGUAUCUCAGUCCUCACCACAGACAAUGGUGAGGGACAUUUAUUUGGAACAAAAAUAGAUACACAGUAUUUCUAGAUGCAGCUGUCUGCACCAAGCACAGAGCACACAGGAACACACUCUCAUCCUGGGGCUGGG
Molecule: messenger RNA, 12416 nt
Organism: Protopterus annectens (West African lungfish)
Lineage: Eukaryota; Metazoa; Chordata; Ceratodontiformes; Protopteridae
Product: disabled homolog 2-interacting protein-like
Exons: 14
Coding region: 225-3437 (1070 amino acids)
Biological process (GO): regulation of GTPase activity
Source: RefSeq, a predicted model, not a curated record